UCAAUUUAAUUGAUUGGAUUACGAUUUAAUAGUAAAUCAUCAGCAACUCUUAAUUAUUGAAUUCAGUUUCAUCAGUUUAUUCAUUUUAUUUUUUAUAGAUUGAUUCAGUGAGUUUCUCAAGAGGCAACAUGUCUUCUAAAGCGAGGACACAAAACAAAAUCAACAAAACCCUAAAUGAGUUGCUGGGAAAGAUCGAGAAACCGUCCACUCUCGACAAAGUGGCGUUCUUCGAGGCGGAAGACGAAAACGACCAGCCAAGAACCGCCAGCACCCAGCUUGAAAAGGUAACAUUUUCCGUCACCAGACAUCCCAAAAUCAAAGAAUCCAACCUCUACUCAAACGGAGCUGGUAGACAGAUAGUCGUGACAGCCAACAAGAAACAACCGUUCAUGGUUUCUGAGGACGAACGAGACCGUACCCCGAAGAGGUUGUUGAAGAGUGAUAAUCUAUACUAUUGUCCUGUGAUGGAUAUCUCGGAGUUCGGUCAGAAACGGUUUCCAGUGUCGGACCAGCCAAAAGCUGGGAUCUUCGACAAGGAUCUGAUAGACACUGUGAACCGGCUGAAACGAGCCAGUGUGGAGAGUGAGUGCAUGUCUUUCUCGCAGUUAGACUAUAAUUUAAGUGCGGCUAGUUCCUCUAGGGAGUCAAUCCCCUCCAUCGAUAGAGCGCCUUCCCUGUACCAUGUGCAUCUGAGCGACGAGGAGCUGGAUAGGAGGAUGAUACCCGAUGAUGAGAGGUUGGUUUUGAGGCUGGAAGAAACCCCGACCAUCCAGCUGUUCUCGAUCAGGUCGACUGCGGCCGAUGUUGAUACGAUGGAGGGGGCAAGGAUUAAUGACGCUAACGAGAAGUAUUUGAGUGACAACACCCGUAUCAAGAAGAAUAACGACUCCUUCUCCCAGACCACUUUGGGUUCGAAUAAGGUGUGCACCGUCAGCACAAGCCACCCGAGACCUCUAACCGCCAACAAGGCGACAUUUUCAUCGGUCUGGGACUACAUGGACAUGGUGAAGACUAUACGCAAUCGAGUCAUCAAGAGAACGAAAGUCACCAAAAUGAAGGUGACAGGCAAAGUGGAUAAAGUCGAGUAUGAAACUCCCGAGAUCAUAGUUGAGCCAAUCAGGUUACAGAAUUUCGUGCUGACUGAUCCGCGUCGAUUCUACUUGAAAGCGAUGAUGAUCGAGCAUCUGCUGACCGGAAACAAUGCUCAGAGUCGGCAGGAGAUGUUCAAAACGUUCCGUGCCGAAGACGAGGACAGUGUGUACAGUUUCAAGCACUUGUGGACCUACAGAACCGCCGAAACUCGAUCGAAAUCUGUGGCGAGUUUGUCGUGGAACUUGUAUGACCCCAACAUGCUGGCAGUCGGGUAUACGGGUGGCGACAAGUUCUCCAACACGCAUGACAGUUUGGUGUGUGUUUGGAAUGUGAAGAACCUGGUGCAUCCUGAACGAGAGUACACGUUCGAGCUGCGUCUGCGCAGUGUUAGGUUCAGCAUAAAACACCCCAACAUACUGGCCGUUGCGUUUGAGACCGGCGUCAUCAAACUGGUGGACAUCUGUACGAGGGAGCUGUUAGUUGUGGGGCGAAACAUGUCCAAGGACUGCUCGCUGCAGUACGGCUUGUGCACUGUGGUCUGGGUGGAAGAGGAUCUGAUGGAGGACCGGUUGAUCGAGUGCUUAGGCAACGGACACGUCAACAAGUACAUGGAUCUACAUCUGAAGACUAAGAAGUGUGUGCAUCACAGCACCAGGGUCAAGGAGCGGUCCAAAUGCAACUCCGACAAAGAAGCUGUGUCAGCAGUUUGUGUCAAGUUCCAUCCCGUCCACAGGAACCUCUACAUGAUGGGCAGUAGCUCAGGCACAGUCUACAAGUGCGAUCUACAGAACACGCAGAGUUAUCUGGAGAAGUUUGAUGCGCACAUGGGGCCCAUAUACUCCAUCGAGUACAACCCUGUAUCCCCCGUCAUUUUCCUGACAAGCGGCGCCGAUUGGUGCAUACGAAUCUGGGCCGAGAAACUUGCAAAGCCUCUGAUGGUUCUCACCAGUGGCAUGUCCCGGAUAACAUACGCCGACUGGCAUCCGCAUGUCCCAACCGUCAUCACAAACCUCAACCAGCAGUUGAUCGAGGUUUGGGACAUUUCUAAGAAGCUGAUCAAACCGCAGUUGCAGAUCGUGUGUCCCAAGAAGUGUCUGUUCACUCAGUUUUCGUUCUCGAUGUUUGGCAACAGUGUGUGUGCUGGCGACACUGGGGGCGACUGCCAUGUGUACAUGCUGGACAUUGCCAUCUCCAUCGAGUCGCCGUUCCAGUAUUUGGCGGUCGCCCUCCUCGAAGCGCUGUCUGCCGACUCUGAUCUCAAAGAGGAAGCGAUCAAGGUGAUUCCUCUGUUGAAAACUCACAAGAAAAACCAUGGAAAAACGGUCGGCGUCUGAUGUUAUAUUCACUCAAAAUUCUCUAAUAUUAAUUUAUUUUGAAGCGCUGUCUGCCGACUCUGAUCUCAAAGAGGAAGCGCUCAAAGUAAUUCCUCUGUUGAAAACUCACAAGAAAAACCACGGAAAAACGGUUGGCGUCUCAUGUUAUAUUCACUCAAAAUUCUCUAAUAUUAAUUUAUUUUGUAUUUAUGUUAUUAUAGUGAGUUAUAGUGGAAAAAUAAACGAUCAAAAUAUUUAUAAAAAAAUCUCUAAUAUUAAUUUAUUGUGUAUUCAUAUUAUUAUAGAUAGACAGAUAAUUGCCUUUAUUUAACACACUUUAAUAUAAAUACAGAGUGUUUG
Molecule: messenger RNA, 2765 nt
Organism: Nilaparvata lugens (brown planthopper)
Lineage: Eukaryota; Metazoa; Arthropoda; Insecta; Hemiptera; Delphacidae
Product: dynein intermediate chain 4, axonemal
Exons: 1
Coding region: 129-2426 (765 amino acids)
Biological process (GO): cilium movement
Cellular component (GO): axonemal dynein complex
Molecular function (GO): dynein light chain binding; dynein heavy chain binding
Source: RefSeq, a predicted model, not a curated record